Molecule: messenger RNA, 4283 nt
Organism: Mesocricetus auratus (golden hamster)
Lineage: Eukaryota; Metazoa; Chordata; Mammalia; Rodentia; Cricetidae
Gene: Ifnlr1
Product: interferon lambda receptor 1
Exons: 7
Coding region: 596-2167 (523 amino acids)
Molecular function (GO): protein binding
Source: RefSeq, a predicted model, not a curated record
GUAACAUGAAAGAGCUAACGGCUUUCCCUUCCGUGUCCCACGGUUUUUCAGCCAUUCUCUGUUUGCAAAACCAGCCUCCGCUUGGCUCGGUUAGAACAUUUUGUGUCGUGGAAUGCAGUGUCUGUCCCCUGUUCUAAGAUAGAAAACAAAGCUUUUAGGAACGUCCUUUCUGGUUAGUGACUGAACAGCCUGCGUUGUGACUUGUGUCCCGAUUGGGAAGGACAGCCUCCUUAAACUCCCUAGAGCGAAGCAGGCGGACACGGACACUAACACUUCGGCCUCGAAUUCCUGCAGAAACUGGAAGAAAAGCAGGACGCGCCGGGUGCCUUCCCUGGCUCCGCCUGCGGAACAGGAGACUACGUGCUGGUGACCUCGAACUCUUUUCUGGGUGCCUGAUUUACAGAAAAUGUUACUAAUAUCCCCGCCUCCACCCACGGCGGGGACCGCAGGCAGCGACACGGGGCGGCCCUAGGUAAAUCCCCACCAGAGGCACCGCCCGAGGCUCCGCCUCCCUGGGCCGCCGCCUAGGUCACCUGCGGCCCACGGGCCUGGCGGCGGGCGGCGGCGGCCGGCCGCGGGGACCCCCGGGACCGAGAUGUGGUGGGUCGGCCGGUGGGGCCCCCUGUUCCUGUGCCUGCUGGGUAGCGUCCCAGGACAGUCCCGUCUAGCCCCACCCAGAAACGUGACACUGCUGUCCCAGAACUUCACAGUGUACCUGACAUGGCUUCCAGGACUUGGUAGCCCCCCGGAUGUGACCUAUUUCGUGACCUACCAAGGCUAUCCCAGCUACCAGCGUUGGCAAAAAGUGGAGCAGUGUGCAGGCACCAAGUCUCUGGUGUGUCCCCUCAUGUGCCUGAAGAGACAGGAUCUGUACAACAAGUUCAAAGGACGGGUGCAGGCAGUUUCUGCACGUGGCAAGUCCCCACAGGUGGAGUCCAAGUACCUGCAUUACCUUUUUGACGUGGAGCCAGCCCCGCCCACCCUUGUGUUCACCCAGAUGGAGAAGAUCCUGUGGGUCAACGCCACCUACCAGCUGCCGCCUUGCAUGCCGUAUCUGAACCUAAUGUAUGAGGUGCAAUUCUGGAAGGAGGGCGUGGAGCACAAGACACAGUUCUCUGCCACGGAGCACAACAAGCCCAUGGAGAUCCCUCUCCAGCAAGGUGCUAGUGGACGCCACUGCCUCAGCGCCAGAACCAUCUACACCCUCACUGUGGCCAAGUACAGCCACUUCUCUGAGCCCAGUUGCAUCUUUAUAGAGGCCCCAGGAGCCAACUGGGCUGUCCUGCUGCCCUUACUCUCGCCUCUACUGGUGGCAGCUGCAGCAGCAGGUGUGAUCUGGAAGAGACUGGAAGGGGAUCCCUGGUUUCAGUGGGUGAAGACGCCUCACGCACUGGACUUUUCUGAAUACAGAUGUCCCGUGGCAACCUUUCAGCCCAGUGCACCUGAGCUCCCAGAUGACCUGAUGCUCUGUCCCCAGAGAGAACUGACCGUAAGGAUCAGACCCUUCCCUCAAGUCAGAGACCCAGGCACACUACAGGGAGGACCAGAAGAGGACAGCACCGAGGAGGAAGAUGAGGACACAGAUGACAGUGACAGUAUCCAGCCCUACCUGGAACAAUCCCUCUUCAUGAGGGAGAAGCUCCAGAUUAUGGGGCACUUGGAGACAGCUGAGUCUGGGGUAGGUUCAGGGGGAAGUGAAGAUUCAUCUGCCUGGGACUCUUCGGACAGGAGCUGGUCCAGCACAGUGGACUCCUCCCUUAAAGAUGAAGCUGGAUCUUCCGACUGUUUGGACAAGAAGGAGCCAGCCCAAGAGCCUGAUGGGGAUGGGCACCAGGAGGUGCUCCCAUGCCUGGAAUUUUCUGAGGACUUGAGCACCGUGGAAGAGCUUCUGAAAGAUGACUUCUCUAGGUGGCGAAUUUGGGGUUCCUUAUCCCCAAAGAGAGAUCUGGUUCCUGGGGAGCCCCCAGUUUCUCUUCAGACACUGACUUUCUCCUGGGACAGCCACUCUGAGGGAGAGGAGGGAGAGGAAGAGGAGGAGGAAGAAGAGGAAGACGUGGAUGCCUGGGAAUCAGAACCCAAAGGCGGCAUCACCGGCUGCUGGGACACCUCAAGCCUGCAGAGGGCAGAGGGCAGGGACAGGAUGCUGGGAGAUUAUAUGGCCAGGUGAGCUGGCCCUGGUGGCCAAUCUAGUCUGGUAUUGCUACCUCUACUGCACUUCCCAGGGACCAGAGACACCUCCAGGUCUCAAGAGCCAUGUCCCUUCCCGAGGUAAUCAAAGUCCUGGCGAGCAUUUGUGGAUCGCUCACGGGAUCUUUGUCAUUUGGAUAGAGCUGUAAGAUGUCACCAUUUCCUAUGGCCCACCUGCUGUAGGUGACCUGUGAGAGGGAUAGAGCUGUGGUCAGAGACUAGUUGAGUUCCUGCUGCCCGUUGUCCCAGGGAUGAUAGACCUUACAGAAAAUGAAACAGGAGAAGUGAAGCCAGGUGCUUGUGGACCCCAAGGAUUGACACACCCUAGUCCAUAAGUCAUAUAUGGCACUGUACAAAACAGACCUCAGAUCAAAUCCCAGCUCUGCCAUUUACUAGUAGUAACCUGAGCAAGCCACUCUCAGUCUCAAUGCCUCAGUUUCCUCUUCUGUAGCUGUCACAUGGGUAUGGUGAGGAUUUCAGGUAUGUGUGGCAUGAGGUCACCCAUGUCACUUGUACUGUCUAUGCACUAGAACCCUCCAUCUGUUCGGACUCCUGGGAGGCCCCAGGCAUCUCUCACCAGAGACCCCCUAAGACAAGAGUGACAAGAAUACCUACCUUCUGAUAUGUCUACCCUCUGGGUCACCCCAUUCCUUCCUUGUCACCUUCACAUCUUCUAGUCAGGGGCUCCCUGAAAACAGAGUCCAAUCAACUUUGCUUCCUUCUUGAGCACAGUUCACCUUCCAGGGGCCAGAUUGGUUGACAGAGGCCAGAAACUGCCCUCCUGCCCUGAUGGCCUUUCUUGGAUGGCCUUGUGACAGUUUUUUGACUGUUGUGGUCAUUGUGCGGUCUUAGUGUCUGAGAAACCAGUGUCUUUUGGGAACGGGUGAUUGUCCUCUUUGGGGAGUGAUGUGUGCCAAUGGUUUACAGAUGAGCAUAGCUGUCACCCAGAGAACCGAAGUCUUUGUUGCUGAGAAUCUAAACAGUCCUGGGCACUUUACUCCAUGAUGCACAAAAAAAAAAAAGACCCCACAACCGCUUUUAUCCACGAUGCUGUGCGGUUUUGAAUCUGGCAUAAAGCUGCAGCCUUACAGAACACAUGUGAGGUCACCCCUUAAAGGUAUCUAAUCAGGGGUUCUCCAACUCACUCCCAAAGACCUUUGGGAGCCUGGGACCUUCCCCUCAUUGAGCUGAUCUACACUCAGUGGCCUUGCAUAGAAGGUGUGUUGAGGGGGUUCACAGCUAACAAAAAGUUCUCAAAGCACUGUCCUCAUCUCUGUCAUGUUUCUAACAAGGGACCUCAAGUGCAGCAUGGCAAGGCUCUUGUUGAAGUUACCUGGCAAGGCUGUCCUAAUGACUUAAUAUGUGUGGUCCCAAGAGUCUCCAGAGUCGUCAAACUGACAGGAGGUCUUUGCCAUCUCCUCUGGGACACACACACACACACACACACACACACACACACACACACAGCUACCUCCCUGGGAUUUCCCUGCACUGAAGCCUGACCAUGUCACUGAGGUCAGAAGAACACUGAGUAUGCUCGAGGAAGACCAUAGCACAGGAGCAGCUCCUGGAAAUGUCCUGAGCUGCUCCGUGGAGGCACUGUCAGAAAUCCUUUGAAAUGAUCUUCAUAGCAGUGUUGUCCUCGUCCUCAGUGACACAUGCUCACUGUCCUCGUCCUCAGUGACAUAUGCUCGCUUUCUCAUUUGGAAAGCUUGUCCACACUUCCCAAAGCUUUCUCUCUGUCUAUCCUGGGCCUUUUACUCAUUUUAGGUUCCAGCUCCCUCCAGCCAUUAGGUCAUUGACAAAGAAGCUCACAGAAAGGUCAUGAAGAUCAACGCAAGCGCUCAGCACUUAACUUACAUAAUAGCCCUGUAUGUACACAACAUCUGGGGACUGCAAAGACAUCAAGGUCUACGUGACUGCCUUGGGUCACAGUGGUGUGUGGCUUCAGCACACGGAAGCUAUACACCUUUCUUAUACAUUCGUAUUUUUGUCAAAUUUUGCACUGUGUUUUAUAUCCUAUUUAAAUAAUACUUUAAUGUAUGUCAGUAUAAUACCCAGAACCUUAAAUAAAGAGAUCUAUUUUUAGAGAAAAA